This is a messenger RNA of Microthlaspi erraticum, 1542 nucleotides long. The record is from the annotation of a GenBank genome assembly. NCBI's taxonomy places the organism in Eukaryota, Viridiplantae, Streptophyta, Magnoliopsida, Brassicales, Brassicaceae.
AUGGUCUCUAUCAACUCAGGCCCCAUUUCAUCUCUUGUUUAUCGGAAUUCGCUGAUUGAUUCCUCCGAUUCCCUUUUGCCUCUUUCUUGUUUCUGUACGAAUUAUUCGACCAAGACUUGCAUACGUUUCGCGUCGCUGAAUCUUUUAGCUGCUAGAAAAGGUUGUGGGCCUGUUCUAGGGUUUCUCGAGGCCAAUCCGAGGAAGAAAGGUUGUUGCUUUCGGUUUAGUGGGGUUUUGAGGAUGUGCAAUAAUCGGAAUCCGGGUUGGGAAAGCGAGGAGAGUAAGGAUCUGGAAACGGAGAUUUUGGAGUUCAUGGAGAAUUCUGAGAAACCUGGGAUGUUUCCGAGCAAGAAGGAUUUGAUCCGUUGUGGAAGAUUUGAUCUUGUGGAGAGAAUCGUAAAUCAAGGUGGUUGGCUUUCCAUGGGAUGGGAUUCUGAUGAACAAGAAGAAGCAAAAGUGAACCAGAACGUCAUGCUACGAGAUUUGCCUAUCGAGAAACAGCUUCGUAAUCGCAAUUCUCAAGCAAUUGAUGCUUUUGAUCUUGCCUCAAGUCCUUCAUCUUUAAGAGAAGAAGUUGAUGAUGGGAAUGAGAGUGGAAUCGAAGGCAUUUUGACCAGAUUGGAGAAAGAAAGGAAUUCGAGUUUAGGGAUUAGCUUGAGUGGGAAAGGGGAAAGCAAUGGUGCCAUGAAUGAUAAUACCUCCCCAAAUGGUUUAGUUCCUCGGUCUUCGAUGAUUGUGAAGACAGCUAGUGAAUUUCUUGAAGCCAAGCCAGUUUCAGGAACAAGAGGCUUAAGCGAAUUGCCUACAUCAGAAACAUGGAGGACUUGGAGUAUGAGGAGAGCUGGAUUUACUGAUGAAGAUUUUGAAGCUGCUGAAAUUUCUUCCAGUGGUUUGGAUGGUGUGAAGAAGGAUAAUACGAAUAAGGAUUCUGGUGAUGGCGCAAAUGAAAAAGAUACAACUUCAUCUUCCCCAGAAGAUAUAAACACAUCUCAUAUCAAAAGCCGUCUUCAGAAUCUCCAGUCAGAACUUUCUUCUGUUCUUCACUCCCUUAGAUCUAAUCCUGAUGAAGUUGUGACAAGUAAGGAUAGUGAGACAAAUUCUGGAAACUUGGAGAACGUUUACGAUGAUUGGGAGUACAAAGAGAACGAGAUCAUACAUGCACAGAGUAAAUUACGGUCUACAAGGGCAAAGCUGGCAGUUCUUGAAGGAAAGAUGGCUAUGGCGAUAAUAGACGCACAGAGGAUUGUAAGGGAGAAACAGAGAAAAAUAGAUCAUGCCAGCAGAGCUUUACGGUUGCUCCGGACUGCAUCCAUAGUAUGGCCUAAUUCAGCCUCAGAAGUUCUACUAACUGGUUCGUUUGACGGUUGGUCUACUCAGAGGAAAAUGAAGAAAGCAGAGAACGGAGUCUUCUCUUUAACGCUGAAGCUGUAUCCCGGAAAAUAUGAGGUAAAGUUUAUAGUUGAUGGCCAGUGGAAAGUUGAUCCGCUACGACCUAUUGUGACUUGCAAUGGAUAUGAAAACAAUGUGCUCAUCAUCUCUUGA